AUGGCGUCUCCAGGGCUCUCAAAAUCUGGCAUAUUCUGCUUCAGUACAUUCUUGUUCGCAAGCCUUGCCAACGCUGUGACCCUUGACAUUACAAAUGCAGACUCAAUACGAAAUGCAUCAGCGAUAGUUGCCAAUGGAUUGAUGGCGUGGUACAAAGGCAAUGAUACUGGAGGCACGCCUGGUAUAUUGCCUGGUCCAUACUAUUGGUGGGAGGCGGGUGGAAUGUUUGGCCACAUGAUCAACUACUGGUACUAUACUGGCGACGACUAUUACAACUCGAUUGUUUCCCAGGCCAUUCAAUUCCAGGUUGGAACAGGGGACGAUUUCCUCCCAGCGAACCAGACAAAGGACGAAGGCAACGAUGAUCAGGUCUUUUGGGCGUUCACGGCCAUGGAUGCCGCCGAACUCAACUUCCCUGAGCCAACAAGCGCAAACGCACCUUCUUGGCUCUCACUGGCACAAGCAGUCUUCAACGAAAUGGCUGCACGAUGGGACACUAGUACCUGCAACGGCGGUCUUCGAUGGCAAAUCUACACCUUCAACGCAGGUUACGACUACAAAAACUCGAUUUCGAACCUUGGACUAUUCCAACUAGCUGCUCGACUCGCUCGCUACACCAACAAUGCGACAUAUGUUGACUGGGCUGAGAAGACAUGGGACUGGUACACCGGUGUGUCACUCUGGGACGGCCAGACGUACCAGAUCUUCGACGGCACGACAACAAGUAGCAAUUGCAGUUCGGUGGAUCAUUUCCAAUGGACGUACAACUAUGCUGCCGCAAUCGGUGGCGCAGCGUACAUGUAUAAUCACACAUCGGAUCAAAACUGGCUAGAUAUCGUUGAAGGUCUCCUCAACACGACAUGGAGCACGUUCUUCCCAGCUUCGAUGGGCAACAAGAUUAUGGUCGAGGUCACCUGCCAGCCUCUUGGCAACUGUGAUACGGAUCAAUUGUCGUUCAAAUCCUACCUCGCUCGCACGUUGGCAGUCACAACACAACUCAUCCCUUCUCUGCAUGACACGAUAUAUCCCUAUCUACGGGCUUCGGCACAAGGAGCAGCAGGUCAAUGCGACGGAGGAGACACUGGAUCGGUGUGUGGACAGGAGUGGAACACAACAGUAUGGGAUGGCACAUACGGCGUCGGGCAGGAGAUGUCAGCACUUGCAGUGAUCCAGUCACUGAUGCUUGAUGUGCACACUGAGAAUGCGUUUACUCCACCGUUGACAACAUCAACAGGUGGUAACAGCACAAGUAACCCAAGCGCUGGCACAGGAAGUACUGGACCCAAGUUCCAGCCAUCGAUUUUCACGAGGAAAAUCACGACUGGCGACAAGGCAGGAGCAGCGAUAUUGACUAUCGUGGUCGUGUCGACGAUUAUUGGUGGCUCUUUAUGGCUGGUCCUAUUUGAUUGA
Molecule: messenger RNA, 1410 nt
Organism: Aureobasidium melanogenum CBS 110374
Lineage: Eukaryota; Fungi; Ascomycota; Dothideomycetes; Dothideales; Saccotheciaceae
Product: mannan endo-1,6-alpha-mannosidase
Exons: 3
Coding region: 1-1410 (469 amino acids)
Biological process (GO): carbohydrate catabolic process; fungal-type cell wall biogenesis
Molecular function (GO): mannan endo-1,6-alpha-mannosidase activity
Source: RefSeq, a predicted model, not a curated record